AUGCCCAUCGCGGUAGCGGGAAAACGUCUCUGCGUCAAUCCCGAUUGCAAUUCUUCCCUCUUCACCUACGUGGGCUCCGAUUGUGUAAAGAAAUUUCUCGAAUGGCUCAAUGAACAGAUCGAGGAAGCGCACAUUAUCGAUUUACAUUGUUCAAAAGACAGUCUUGAACAUAUGUCUUCGCGUGAUUGGAAGAAGUUUGUCUCGCAGCAGCAUUGCGAGAUGUGUGGCAUUGAAUUCACUAUAGGCGUGAAAAAGUGCAUCGACCAUUGUCACUUGCAAGCGGAUCGGAUGCGAUACGUGCUCUGUAAUCGUUGCAACUUGACUUAUGCUUCGGAAAGGGAAUUACAGAUCAGUUGUUUGGCGCAUAAUGCCACGAGAUAUGACAAUCACCUUUUUGUAGAGGAAUUGGCAAAACAAGAUGGAGAAUCGAAUAAGUUUCGAAUAUUGCCUAAAAACUCAGAGCACUACUUGGCCAUAUAUUGUCAAACGUUAGUCUUCCUGGAUAGUUUUCAAUUCUUGCCCUCGUCUUUAGCAAAUCUAGUGGAAUUGAUGAAAAACAAAACUAGCACUAUUGUAGACCCGGAAAGUGGGAUGAAGCAGAACCAGAUCGCAUUUCCUCUCCUCUCCGAAUACGUGAAAGGAUCGAGUGAAAUGUACGAUCUUUUGUUGCGCAAGGGUGUCUUUUGCUACGAAUAUCUGGACAGACCAUCAAAACUUCAAGAGAGGCAGUUUCCGCCGGUCGAGACAUUUUUCAAUUCGCUGAAAAAACAACCCAUUUCAUCGGAGGAUUACGAGCAUGCAACAAAGGUAUGGCGAACAAUGAACUGCAAGACCCUUGGUGAUUAUCUUGUAGUCUAUCUCCAAACAGACGUUUUACUACUAGCCGAUUGUUUUGAGAAAUUUCGUGCCAUGUCCAUGAAACAUUUUCAAUUAGAUCCAGUAAAAUAUAUAUCGGCCCCUCACAUGACAUUCGAUGCCAUGCUCAAAAUGACAAGAGUUCAUAUAGACUUGAUAGAAGACCUGGAGCAAUAUCUGUUUGUCAAAAAAGGCAUUCGUGGAGGUGUCGCUUCCAUUUUCCAACGACGGGCCCACAUAUCUGUUGACGAUGAUGAUGAUGUUGAAGAGAAGGGGGUAUUUUCAGGAGAAGCAGACAAGAAGAGUGGCGCGCAGAUAUUUGCCCUUGACGCGACGAAUCUCUACGGCUACUCCCUCAGUCAAGAUUUACCGCACGGAAACUAUCGCUGGAUCGAGGUUGACGACCCGAACGAAUUGAAUGUUUUGUCUUUGUCAGACGAUAGCACUACAGGAUACAUACUAGAGGUGGACCUCGAAUAUCCUACUUGUCUACACGAUUCGCACAAUGACUUUCCUUUAGCGCCAGAGAAACUGUGCAUAUGCCCUUCGCAGUGGAGUCCGCUAAUGCAUGUUUUGGCGGGAAAACUAAUGGAUCCCUCACAAAUACGAAGUGCCGCCACCGGAGAAAAACUGAUUCCUCAUCUUGGACCGAGAACAAAUUACAUUGUCUAUCUGAAAAACCUGCUAUAUUAUCUUCAGCUGGGCAUGACGCUGAGCAAAGUGCAUAGGAUUCUGGCUUUCGAUCAGUCGCCUUGGAUGAAAGAUUUCGUCAGCUUCUGCACGGAGCAGAGGAAGGCCGCGGCAAACAAUCCCUUCGAAUCUGACUUUUGGAAAAAAGCGAUUAAUUCUUGCUACGGGAAAUUCCUCCAAGACAAAACAAAGCACAUCAAUAUGAGUCUAGUGUCGGACAAGAGAAAAUUCCUAACAAAAACGAGCAAACCGAAUUUCAAGUCAGUUACCAUUUACAAUAGGAAACUGGUAGGCAUACAAAUGAAACCCCGCAGCAUACUUCUGGAUCGUCCCAUCACAGCGGGAAUGGUCUGUCUCGAAACAAGCAAAAUGAAAUUGUGCAAAAUGCACUAUGACUUCAUUAAGCCAUUGUACGGGGACCGGUGCCACCUGUUGAUGACGGACACGGAUAGCCUGCUGUAUUUCUUGGAAGAAUAUGAGGGGAACGUGGACGAGGACUUCUUCGCGAACCGACGCUAUUUCGAUCUGUCUAAUUAUCCGAAAGACUCGCCCUACUUCUGCGAAACGAACAAAAAAGUUCGAGGUACUUUCAAGCGAGAGGAUGCGUGCGAUCCCAUUGUGGACUUUGUUGGUUUGCGUGCCAAAAUGUACAGUACAAGACAUCGGUCGGAGGCAGUCACCAGCAAGGCCAAGGGUUUGCCCAGAUGCGUUAUGCAAAGCAUUGGCUUUGAGCAGUACGAAGAUGCGCUAUACAUGAACACAUCUUCACAAGCGGCACCCAGUACGUGUAAUUUUAAAUCGAUUAGGUCGAAAAAACUAAAGCUUUAUACAUUAACGCAAGAGAAAAAAAGCUUUGUCACCAUUGGACACGAAACGCUGGCUGUGCAAAGAUAA
Molecule: messenger RNA, 2439 nt
Organism: Lineus longissimus
Lineage: Eukaryota; Metazoa; Nemertea; Pilidiophora; Heteronemertea; Lineidae
Exons: 1
Coding region: 1-2439 (812 amino acids)
Source: RefSeq, a predicted model, not a curated record